UUAGAUAAAUAAGGUUUCCUAGAGGCUACAUAGAACUGUGGCCCUAUGCUCCAACUUGGAACUCUAGGAAUUUAUGAUAACAGUACUAACACUAUUUGUAACAAUUAUAUGUACAUAUUUAGACCUAUUUUCAAAAUUUAUUGAGCGAUAAAUGGAAAGCUUGUUUUGAAUAUUUCCAAUGGAAAAUCAAAGGCCAAAGUGCACGAAAUCUUGUUGAGCUUAUUCAAUGUUCCAUUUGAAUAAAUUUAUUUAAGCCACAAGCAGCCAUGUCAGCCGAUGAGCUAGCCAGGAAAGGUACAACUCUUCAACUGCUAGUGAUAGAAUUACCAUUGGGAUACCAAUGGCCACGAGCAAAUUAAUAAAAACCACAUUAUCCAAGAGGCCAAUAGGUCAUGGAGAGAACCGGUCAUUGGUUAUUUGGCAGGCAUUCCCUGAGACUAUGAGUAUUCUCUCUUGAAUAUUGUGGAAGUUGUAGAGAUGAGGAAGAUGAAGAACAGUUGAGAGAGAAAAACUUCCUCUGAAAUUGUUCAGCCUUAGCUAAAAUCAGAGCAGGUUUUAGAUACUCCACAAAAUGGUUUGGGUUUAAGGUUCUCCUGUUGCACAGUAGCAUCACAACGGACCUGUAAGGUCUAAGUGAGUUGGUCGUACACACCGUACCACCAUAACCUAACCUAACUGUGUUAUAACCAAUUGUCAGAACACUUCACUGGGCAAAAAUGCGUCUGGGGGACAGCAAUGGAAGAAAAGAAGGGACAAAAAUAUAAAAAAAAACAUAUAUAGAUGCAAUAAUUAAAAAAAAGCACUAGCCCAAGGAAUUUCCAUAACAAUAUACGAAAGUAGCAAAGAUUUUUUCCGUUGUUAACCUGAUUUUACAAAAAGUUAACAAGAAAACAAAACGGCUUUUUAUUUGACGCGAGAAAUGAAAAAUGAGCAAGUACUUUUGGGUAUUUUGCCAAGGGAGCUGACCAAAAUGUAGAUAUGUAUAUGGUCAUGACGAAAAUCUAUUUGCAUUUAAAACAUUUGGGGUCUCUAAAAUUGUUGGUGUGAUCAUCAGUGCUGCUUUGGAAGCCAACGUUUUAAUACACAUUUCCUUUUGAGUUUUUAAUAAUUUUAUUCAAACUUCUAGCUUAGUUACUUUUUUUUGAAACUCAGUGUUUCCAUGCAUUUGUUUUGAGUGGCUGUUUCUACCCACAUGCGUACAUAUGUAUAUGCUCUUAAUACAAAUCCAUACAAAAAUACUGUAUAUCUACAUAAAUAUGUUGGGGGAUACUCGUGUGCUGUUUUAUGGUUGGCGCAGCUCCAUUAAAAGCUCUGUGCUCAUAUGGCCAGCAUUAUGAUAAUGUAUGAGUUUCCAUGGGAACAUACGCUUGCAAUUGGUGAUCAAGCUAUGUACAUAUAUACAAGUUUACGUAAAUAUAUUAUUGAAUAUAACUUUGUAUGAAUACGCCAACUUACAAGUCCAUGAACAUAAGUACAUACAUAUAUAUAUAUACAUCUAUUUAUGUGCAUAUGUAAAAAUGUAUGUGCCUUAUAUUAUGGCAAAUUUUUGUAUUUUUGAGUAGUUGUACUUUUUAUUUGGAGCAUUGAGAGAGCAGAAUAAGCACUCACAUACACACUGUCGUUGGUGCUGAAGGGGCGGUGGGGCCACAAAAGCGAACUCUAGUUAUGGCAGAGACGAACGUACCGUACAAUAGUUGCAAUAUGAAUACUGCUAAAAAUUGCAACGACUUGCAGUAGCGCAGCAGCAGUGAAGUUAGCAUUGAUGCUCAAAAGCUAACAGCGCUGUUAGCGCUAUUCGUGUGCAAUAUGUACUUCGUUAAGUCGGCUAGUAGUAGUUUUACGAGAGCGAAAAAGUACAUACUAUACCUAUACAUACACUAGUCAUGUAGAUGGAGGCGGCGACGCAUACAACGACGGCGACGUUGCUAACGAUGACGAUGAUUGCGACAAUGACGAACAAGACGACGCCGACGGCGACGGCAACGGCGACGACGACUAUAGCUUCAAUUGUGUAGCUGUGAGGUAGCGCACAACGCACGGAGUACUGCGUGAAUCCUAGCGUUUGCUUUUGCUUGAGUUUAGUCAAUCGAGAUUCGCGGUUGAUGUUGGUCGUGUUUUCGGUAAAAAUUUCUUCUGAGCAUCCGUAGUAAAGAAUAAAAAAAAACACACAACACAGAAAAUAUGAAUACAAUACAACAACAAUAACACAGUGUCAGCUUCUUACCUGCCUCAACAAUACAAUAUUCAAGUGUUUGAAAAAAAAUAAUGGGAAAUAUUUGUAAAUAAAUAUUAAAAUGAGCCUCUAAAAAUAAUAACAUUUUAAAUACAAUUAUUUAAGAAAGAAAUAAAGUCAGCUAAUGGUAAAGGAUACGCAUUUUUGGUGAAAAAACCAAUUUUAGGAAUAUGAACGGAAAAAAUUUUCAUGCGACAUAAAAUAAUAUAAGAUGAAAAUACACGAAAUAUGAGCCAAAAAUUAAUUAUUUGUUAAAAAUCAAUAGAUUACAAAAGAACAAAAAAAAAAAUUAAUAUCAAUAAGUCUAUUAAGUAACAAAACCCAACUGAAAAAUGAGUACUAAAAAUCUAAAAAAUUCUUAAUUCAUUCUACAAUAACUUUAUUGCCAAAAGUGUCGCUUCUGCUAGUACAAGAACAGCACCGUGGAUUAUGUUCCUUGUAUGAGUGGUUGUGUGCACUUUCCAUAAAAUAACUUAAUUGCAAAAAAAUAAUCAAUUUAACACAUUCAAGCGCCAAAUAAAGUCAGAACUUACAAGAAAGCAUAAAAAUAACAACAGCAGCAAAUUAACCAAAAAGCGAAACACUUCAAAAUUCUCCAGCAAACCAGAAUAAAUUAAAAAAAAAAACAAAAAAUAGCAUUAAUACCACAGCACCUACAAGCAGCGGAAGCAGUUAAGUCCGUGGCAUAGCCAAGCGAUCAGCCACCAGUGCUCAACAAUAGUAAAAACAAAAACGAAACAAGCCACUAAUGAAUCCAAUAACUGAACAAGCAUAUAAGCAAACCGCCGCCGACCAAGCAACCAACUAAACACACUGUGGCAGUUAGUGCAGUUUUGCAAUAUCUGCAACAGCAGCUUGCAAGUACCUAGAUUGCGCUUUUAGAAGCACCAAUAGCAGCAACCUCCAAUCAUUACAACAGCCAUGGUUGGAGUUUAAAUACAAAAAUAAGAAAAAUAAAAAAUAAAUCAAUUGAAAAUAUUUACAACUAAAACUUCUAAGCGUUUCAACGCAAAUUGUGCAAUAUCUAGACUUUGCCACGAACGUAACUCCGCGUCUAAGCACCCGCCGAAAGUCGAGGAUCGUGUGUUUGCUGACUUUUGUUGAUAUACGUCGUUUCGUUUGUUUUUCGGCAAUUGGUUAACGUCAAUUUUCCAUUUUUUGUGCCUCGCAUGUGUAUGUAUGCGUGUUGUUGCAAGUUGUUUUGAUUUGCGAGCCCACCAACAAAAUGGGUCGCAGCGCUUCAUUCACAAAUAGUAACUGCAGUAAAAGUGCAAACCUAUUGUCAAUAACAAUUUUGUGAAUUGCAAAAAAAAAAAAAAAAAAAAUUAUAAAAAACUCGAAAUGGAUAGUAAAUUGUUUAAGAUUUAUAGAAAUUAUGAAUUCUUGAAACCAAUACUGCGAAAAAUUGUGGAAUAAAGUCAAAAGCAAGCUACAGCAAGAGUGAUAAGCCUAAGCAUUGUGUGGGUGUUGUGUGUGAAGAACGCGCCCACUCUAGCGUUGUUAGAUAAAUAAACAAAUUUUGACAAACACAAAGAAGUAUAAAAAAUUUAGAAAAAAAAAACACAAACGAACUAAAACCGUGUACAAAAUUUUUACUCACCUGCCUCCUUUGCAACAAUCCUCAAGAAAUAUCCUCAAAAAAAGAAAAAAAAAAUCGUGGCAAAAAAGUAACUAUGCCAUUGUAAAAAUUGUAAAACAAGUGCAACCUCAAUGUAAACCAUUUAUCCCUCAUUAAAAAGGAAACAAAAACAAAAAGUGCAACUCUAUGUGUGCCUCCUCUGUAAUUCAAGUGCAAUCUCAAUGCAAAACAAACAUAAAAGCAAAUGAACAUAGACGUAGCAAGCGCAGAAAUAACUCCAAAACAAGCAGCGCAUACACACAUAUACAAUAUUUUGCGCUACAACAAUAAAAACAAAAAUACCCCAAGUGAGGCAACUAAAUAGUAGCGCAUAAAAGUGUAAAAACCAUAAAGCAAUAAUAAAAGGACGCGCUGCUGAUUUCAGCUAUAAGAAUAUUACAUGCAACGCAUACAUACGUGCAUGUGUAAUAAGUAUAUGUGAUUAAACCUCUCUCUCUCUUGGAUUUACCGCUGCUCCUUCUCCUCCCACCUGUAAGCACACUACUGCCCUACAGGCCCAAACGUAAGGCAAACAGUAUAUAGAUUGUACAAAUACAACAACAAAACAACAAAAAGCAAGAAAAACACGAAAAAACCAGCAGUGAGAAUUAGUGAUGAAAAAUCGAAAAAUUUAAGUACCUGCAUAUAAAUAUAGUAUAUUAUAUUAUAGUUGUUUAUGAAUGCAUAUGCAAGUGUGUGUGUGUAUACCGCAAUUAUAGCACUUAGCGUUUAUUAGCAGCAACUUAUACUAAUUCAAAGAUAAAAUAGUAAAAUAUAUUGUACAUACACAUAGAUAUGUGUGUAUAGAGACGGGUAAACGUAAUUUGCGUGCAUUUCGUGUGAAGAAAAAGGAAAACAGUUCAAAAGGAUAUGAGAAUCAAUUGCUGUUACAACCAAGCAGUGCAGCGCGAAAAUUGAUGCAAUUUCGUGCAUACAAAAGCGAAGAAGCAAUAAAAGCCAAACAAAGCAAGCAAGGGUAUAUAUGUACAUACAUACAUAUUUCUAAAAUAAAUGCCAGCAGGAGAUACAGUUUAAACAACUAGCUUGGCUGUCUCAAUGAAAAAGGCAGUAGCACUGCUUACAAAGGACAACAGUCUGCGCGCUACCACAAACAACGUACAUAUGUACGUGCAUAUGCAUACAUAUUAGAAAUCAAUCAAUCAACCAAUACACCUCAACAGCACCACCAAAAGAAAGCGAAAUUUAAAGGAAAACAAAAUAUAUAUACAUAUGUAUAUGUAUAUAUGCAUAUUAAUUAAACAUUUCGAAUUUAAAACAAAAAAGUUUAAAUACAUAAAUAAAUAUAAAAAUAAAAUAAUGAAAUUGUAUAACGCAAACUAACUGCAACGCAUGGCAUGUCUUCGAAUUAAAGCAAAAUUUUGGUAAAAACGCCAAAACCUAGUUUUACAACGAAAAUUUUAUUGUUGGUAUUUUGUCAGAUAAAUAUAAUAUUUUUACUUUUUCCUUUUUGUUUCUGUAAAGUGUGAAGUAUCUACAUACAUAUAACAAGCACGUAGUGCUGUUAACAAGCAUUACAACAACUACAAGCAAGUAAUACGUGAGCCCAUGACAAUAAAGUGACAAGCAAACUAUUGUUCUCUGAAAACAUCAAGAAGCGUAAGCCAAUAAGCGAAACGGAAAUAAAAAAAGCAUCAUACCCAAAAUAAAGGCCCAAGAAAGGUGCAUUGUAUUACUAAAAACAGACAAAUAAAUACAACAAAAUUAAAGUAAAAACAGAAAGGGUCUGCUCUUACGGAGGAAAUUCCCAAUCAACAGUGCGUGUGUAUUUUGUGUGUUCGUGUGUAUGUUAGCAACUUGUUAAUUUGCGUAUCGUAAAUUAUUUCCAAACAUCGAACGUCAAAACAUUGUCAUCACUAUAACUGCAGUGAUACAUUCGCAGUAGGCGCACAGUCAGAGGACACGUUAGCCCGCGCGCUCCUACGCUCACGUACCUUUUUUUUGACUACACCAGCCCUGUAGCUACAUUUACAGGGCGUGUUGCCUUUAUUAUCUCUACAGCUAUUCGCCAUGCUCUACCCAAACAAAAGCAUACAUACAAACAUACGCACCCAAUUUAGUUACUAAAUUACCUAAACUCGUACACUACUCGAAACGCAAAUUUCAUCUACCUGCUAGGCAGCCUUAGUGCACUCUAGCGCGCAUUUGCUUACAGAUUUCUUACGCAUAGAAUUUCCGUCCAGUAAGCAAAGACAUUACAUCUCGUAGCAAAUCGGCAACGGCGUAGUGUCAGCAGCAAUUAUCCAAAUUAUCGCGAAUUAUUAUUUGUAUCCUGCUGCGCUGCUAUUCAGUUACUUAUUUACUGCCUGGUUGGAAGUAUCUUUCUCGUGAAGCGCGUGUGCACACUCGCAGUCGCAUUUGUUACACUGUCAUUGUCGUCGUCGGCAGCGGUCGGCGGCCAACUUUCUUGUCGUUUUGCAAUUCGUUUUGCAUUCGUUUGGAUCUACAUAAAUGUGUUGUGUGCCCUGGACGACGCGUUCAAUAGUGCAAUAAUAGUAGGGCGUAAAAAAUGUUAUUAGAAAUGGAACAACAACAAGCAACGGCGUCGUUCAUAUCGUCGCUCAAUAUGUCACCAUUCACAAUGCAGCUGGAUCCACAACAGUCGUCCAGUCCGGCUUUGGGCGGCACAGGCGGUCCUAAUAAUGGCCAAACAAAUGCUAAUUCAAGUGCCGCCUCCAAUCGUGUCAAUGCAGAUGCGAAUGCGCUGAACAGCGCCGAGGCUGAUUACAGCACUUAUGCGCUGCAUUUGAGCACUGCAAGUGGGGGUAACACGGGCAGUGGCACCAGUGAUGGUGGCUCGGCUAAUUCGGGCAAUACCCAUCAUCAUCAUCAUCACCAGCAGCAACAGCAACAGCAGCAGCAGCAGCAACAACAACAUCAUCAGCAACAUCACUACCAAACACAACAGCAGCAGGCGCAGCUUCAGCCACAACAGAAUAUUCCCAACAAUUCCAACAAUCCCAGCUUCCCAUAUUCGUAUAUUUAUAAUUUUGAUUCACAAUACGUAUUCCCGGCAGGUUAUCAAGACAAUACGUCGUCGCAUUCGCAGCAAAGCGUUAGCGGCGGUGGUGGUGGAUGUGGCGCUGGUGGGGGUAGUAGCGCCAGCAGCAAUGCUGCCAAUGUUGUAGUACUCAAUGGCAGUAAUCCAAAUGCUGCUGGCGGUUAUAUGACACUCCUGCCACCCGCCACAUCGAGUGGCCACAUGGGCAUAUCGACAGGCGGCACCAGCGCAAGCGCGGGUGGUUCCGGCGAAGGCAUCGAUUUCAAACAUCUCUUCGAAGAGUUAUGCCCCGUUUGUGGUGAUAAGGUGAGUGGCUAUCACUACGGGCUGCUGACGUGUGAAUCGUGCAAAGGUUUCUUCAAACGCACCGUGCAGAACAAGAAGGUGUACACAUGCGUCGCAGAGCGUUCCUGUCACAUCGACAAGACGCAACGAAAGCGGUGCCCCUACUGCAGAUUCCAGAAAUGCCUCGAGGUUGGCAUGAAACUUGAAGCCGUUAGAGCGGAUCGGAUGCGUGGUGGUCGCAAUAAGUUCGGGCCCAUGUACAAACGUGAUAGGGCGCGAAAACUGCAAAUGAUGCGACAACGACAACUGGCCUUGCAAGCGCUACGCACUUCAAUUGGUUCGGUUGACAUGAAGUCGUCACCACUCUCGCCUGGCUACCAACAAGCAUAUCCGAAUAUGAGUAUAAAGCAAGAAAUUCAAAUACCUCAGGUGUCCUCUCUCACACAAUCACCAGAUUCAUCGCCCAGUCCCAUUGCCAUUGCGCUGGGGCAGGUCAAUACAAGUGGUGGUGUGAUAUCUCCGCCUAUGAAUGGUGGUGGCGGUAGCGCUGGCGGUGGUGGUGGUGGUGUCAGCGGCAAUGGUGGCAACACCGGCGCCAACAAUAGCAACAGCAAUAACACCAGCGAUGGACUCAACCGCGGUGGUAGUGGCAAUUGUCACGACACUGGAACUGGAUCUCUGCAAAAUACGUCCGAAUCGAAACUGUGCUUCGACUCCGGCACGCAUCCUUCAAGCACUGCUGAUUCCAUAAUCGAGCCGCUCAGGGUUUCACCAAUGAUACGUGACUUUGUGCAAUCAAUAGAUGAUCGGGAAUGGCAGACACAACUCUUUGCGUUACUACAGAAACAAUCCUACAAUCAAGUGGAAGUUGAUCUCUUCGAGCUGAUGUGCAAAGUGUUGGAUCAGAAUCUGUUCUCUCAAGUGGAUUGGGCAAGAAACACUGUCUUCUUCAAGGACCUUAAGGUUGAUGACCAAAUGAAAUUGCUUCAGCAUUCGUGGUCCGACAUGCUGGUAUUAGACCAUUUGCAUCAGCGAAUACACAACGGCCUACCCGAUGAAACGCAAUUAAAUAACGGUCAGGUAUUCAAUCUGCUCUGGCUAGGCCUGCUUGGUGUACCCCAAUUGGCGGACUAUUUCAAUGAACUCCAAAGUCGUUUGCAAGAUCUUAAGUUCGAUAUGGGGGAUUAUGUGUGUAUGAAAUUCCUAAUCCUACUCAAUCCAGAUGUACGUGGCAUUGUGAAUAAGAAGACCGUUUUGGAGGGUCAAGAGAAUGUGCAAGCAGCGCUCUUGGACUACACGCUCACUUGUUAUCCAUCAGUGACGGAUAAAUUUCGGAGGUUGCUUAGCAUACUGCCUGAUAUCCAUGCGAUGGCUUCACGAGGCGAAGACCAUCUCUAUUCGAAACAUUGUGCCGGUAGUGCACCCACGCAGACACUACUAAUGGAAAUGCUGCAUGCUAAAAGAAAAGCAUAAAUGUAAAUGAGCUACGGACGUAUGUGCAUAUAUGUAUGUGCAUAUGAGUGAAUGUGUAUAAAAUAUGAAAGCGCUUCAAAUCGGCAGGAGACGAUUUUGGUUUGUUGUCGAAUGACGCUGAAUAAAAUUCAGGGUUGGUUUUUAGAUUUAGACAAUGAAAAAAACAAAAACAAACAAAAAACAAAAAAAACAUGUGGGAAGUAAAAAGUAAUUUAGUAGCACAUGGAUUUUACGUUAUCUCCCUUCACACUUGCAAUUUAACUGUAAAAUGUAAAACAUAGAAGGACGAGGACGAGCGAAGAUAAGUUUAAGGUUAGGCAGUUUAGGCAGAGCAAAGAUAAAUAUUAUAUUUUUAAAUAAUAUAUAUGUAUAUUGGUAUAGCUUAAGCGUUUAUUCAUAUUACUAUAUUAUAAAUCUAUAUAUAUACAUAUAUAUAUAUGUAAUUGUAUAAUAUUAUAAGCAAAAAAUAGAGAAGCAACACAGCAAACAAUGUGUUCGGAAAAUAUUUAAUAAUUAAGCAUUAAAUUAAAACAUAUACUUACAUGUAUUAAUUUAGGACAAAAACAAUAAUGUUAAAGCCAACACAUAUCGCUAGCUCAGAGUGAAAAUUUGCCAAGUUCAGUUUUUCACAUUUUACCGGAAGGAAUAAUAUUAUUUCAGAGGUAUUUUCUUCUAAAACAAAAUUUCGCAUAUUCCAAGAUAAAACAACUCGAAAAUAAUCGACUCUCAUAAGGUAGAUGAAAAGUUUUUAUACUCUUUGGGACUUAUCACAUUUUCGGUGAGGAUUUUGGAUUUUGCAAAGUUGCUUAUCACUGAAUAGAAACGAAUGGAAAUAAAACGGGUAGCUUAAUAUUUUACGAAACUAUGCAUUUUUAUUUUUCUCGCUUCUGGCAUUAAAAUACAUGAUUUUGAAAAAGUGAAUUUGCAACUUUUCGAACUGAACUAGCGAUAUUGAAAAUCCAAAACCUAAAGCAAAACAAACGUAAUGAAAACAAAUAAUGGAAAUCGCAAGUAUGACCUUAGCGGUAAACGAGUGCUGUGAGUGGGUGGAUGUGUACUUUUUUUUUAUUUUCCUCUAACAUCCUUAGAGUGAGUGGAAAGUAAUAGUAUAAGAAAUAAAUAAAUAAUUGGCGCUUACAGUCGGGUAAGUGUUUGGCCGCGCCCUCUCCUCCUAUUUGUGGUGGUCGUCUAGAUGUUUUCCAGAAAUGGAAGCAGUUAAAGUUUUCCGCCAGUUUUUAUUAUGAUUUUUUUCAUGCCCGAAUUACACUCGGAGGUGGGUUGUCUUUGUCUGCUGGGAAAAGACCGCUGUUAGAAAAAACUUUUUGGAUCAUUUGAUGUUUCAUGCACGAGAUUUCGAAGUAGCUCAUCAACUCAUUCGGUCACGGCGGUCUGUAAUGAUAUUGCCCAAGAAAAGUAUGAAAUCAAAUAGCGAGUGAUUUGAUAAGUAGAAUUAUUAUUAAAAAUUAUAGUUCACAGCGUCUAUGUCCUGUCCUGCCUUUUUUCGUUUCUCUUGCUUAUUUGUAUUAUGUGGAAUGUUUUAAACUACAUAAUAUUAAAUGUGAAAUGAGAAAUGGAUUUGUAUUAGAUUGUAAACGAAUUUAUAAUGUUUAUGUAUUUUUUUUUUUUGUGUUUAAAACAAAUAAUAACUUCACACUUUGUGAGAAAAAAUGUUCUUUGAUUAAAAGACUCAUUUAUUGAUUAUAAUUUUUUAUUUUAUUUUUUAUUUUUUUUUUCUUUUAUUUUUUCUUUUUUUUUUCUUUUCCUUUCCUUUGAAAUUAUACAAAUUUUAAAAGCGGAACGAAAAAUAAAAUUUUGUGAAUAUCCGUAAAACCUUUACAUAUGCAUUAUUCCAAAAUAAGAAAUUUAAGUGAAUUUUCUUGGUUUUUUAUAUAAUGCAAUCGUAUUAAUACAAGACAAAUCAAUGCUCUUUACGCCAUUUGUGAAACAACAACACGCUCACCACAAACUGCAGGGGGAGCCCGGCCAAAUAUCUAACAAAGCCGAAUAUCUGUAGGCGCCAAUUAUAUACAUCCGUAUGUAUAUAAGGACUACAUUAUUUUUUUAUAAAAAUGUGAAAAUUGCAAUUUCUAAAUUGUAAUUUAUGCUAACAACUUCAUAUUGAUUUUAUUGUUGGAAUAACAUAAAAAAUUUGGUGUAUGUUCCGCUGCGAAAGAGUUGUGAGUCUACUCUUAGUAUAAAAAUAAUUCAUUGAGGAACGUUUCACCAACUAUCCUCUAACUUUACAGACCACUUUAUAGUGGCGGUAAACGCAUUUUAGUUCUCUCAAGCGCUUAUUACACUCCCGGCCCGAUAUAUGUAUGUCUGUAUGUAUUUAAAGGCCAGUUGAUAUUCUCUUUAAAAUUUUGUAGCUAACUUUCAAAUAAAUGACUAUAAAUUACUCGUGCAUUGCCGAGAUUUCGUAAUUGAUACUUUUUCCUUUCACAGAUUGCUAAGAAAACGAAAAUAGUCACAGCGCAGUUUAGAGUGAUGUAUAAUUUAUGAUCUCUGUUAGAAAAUGGUCCUUUAAAGAAACACAAGGCGCAGAAUUUUAGAGCAGCAGGAAACUUACUGAAUUUUUAUAUAUUUUUUUGGAAGGCUGCUGCGUUAGUCUUUGACCCUAUACAAAUUCGCAUAGUUCCAGUAGACGUAGACCUUUUUUGUUUUUGUUUCUGUUUUCAAUUGAAAUUGUUAACAAAUAACAAAAUUUUGGUAGUCCUGUAACGUUAUUUUCCAUUAGAACAAACAGUAAACGUCUUGCCGACGCAAGGUAUUUAGUAAAUGCAAAAGGGUUAAACUGAAUUUCCGAAUCGAACACGCCCAUUCUGAUAUGCCACCACUCUGCCUCAUUAAAGUACGCAGUUUGCUUUAUUUUGCCGGCAAGAUUUUGACUUGUACAACACAAACUACUGUACACACAGCACUUAAAAUGAAAAAAAUUAAAAAAAAAAACAAAAAAAAAAAGGAAUCAUGCAAAAUCAACAAAUAACGUUGCUGCUUAU
Molecule: messenger RNA, 11627 nt
Organism: Anastrepha ludens (Mexican fruit fly)
Lineage: Eukaryota; Metazoa; Arthropoda; Insecta; Diptera; Tephritidae
Gene: ftz-f1
Product: nuclear hormone receptor FTZ-F1
Exons: 8
Coding region: 6379-8628 (749 amino acids)
Biological process (GO): tissue development; regulation of transcription by RNA polymerase II; hormone-mediated signaling pathway
Cellular component (GO): RNA polymerase II transcription regulator complex
Molecular function (GO): nuclear receptor activity; RNA polymerase II cis-regulatory region sequence-specific DNA binding; zinc ion binding
Source: RefSeq, a predicted model, not a curated record